CUCUGGUGGCCUGCCAGCAGAUUACCCUGAUGCGCUGCAGGUUGCCCACCACUGAUCUAAGUCAUUAAUGAAAAUACUGAAUAAUACCGAACCAAACAUAUAUCCUUGUGAAAUCCCACUAGAUAAGUCCUCCAAGUUUGUCAAUGAACUCUCUUUCCUUUGCAUUGGGAUAGUUUGCUGUUACAUCUUUAUUGAUGUCUCUAUGAGAAGCUGCCAGCUCUCCUCAACUCCUUUUUCCUUAAAAUUUUUCUUCCCAUAGGACCUUACCUAUCAGUUCUCUAAGUUCUCUAAGUUUGUUAAAGUCUGCUUUUUUUUAACUCCAUUGUAUGUAUUUUGUCACUCCUUCCUUUCCUUUCUUUUCUUUUCAAGAUUGCUUUCACCCAAGUUCCCUUUCACCUUCAGAUUCAAAACCAAAAUUGGUUCCUGGUUUAGUGUUUUUGUUAUGUGGUGAGUAGUUGAUGAUGAUGUGGUGGAAGAUGGGAGUGUGGACAAGUAACCCAGGAAAGCUAAAGUGGAGCCUAGGAGCAGGGUGGAGACCCUUGUCAGAUCCUUGAAAAAGAAGAUGUUUAACCAAUGAGUGUUUAGGCAUGGGCUGGACUGGGCCUUGCCUCUCUUUAAAGGACAAGGAAGAAGUGGAAGGUGUCUCUGUAGGAGCCAUUUUUUCUGACUAUCAACGAGUUCGAGUGGAAGACGUGUGUAAGAGGCUUAAUCUGCAGCCUUUAGCUUACCUUUGGCGUCAAAACCAGGAAGCUUUGCUCAAAGAAAUGAUAUCAUCUAACAUUCAAGCCCUCAUCAUAAAAGUAGCAGCUUUUGGUUUAGAUCCAGAUAAACAUCUAGGAAAAACGUUGGAUCAAAUGGAGCCUUAUCUUUUGGAGCUCUCUAAGAAGUAUGACGUUCAUGUUUGUGGAGAAGGUGGAGAAUAUGAAACAUUCACUUUGGACUGUCCCCUGUUUAAGAAGAAAAUAGUUGUGGACUCAUCCCAAGUAGUUGUACAUUCAGCUGAUGCAUUUGCACCUGUGGCUUACCUCCGCUUUUUAAAAUUACACUUAGAGGAUAAGGAGGAAUCUUCAGACAAAUUUGUGAUCUGUAGCUGUUCUUGCAAGGUCAGCUGCAAUGAGGAUAGUAUUGCACCUGUAUCUGAGGAAGAUGGACCACAGAAAACCCCUCCUAUCAUCUGGAAAUUAUUGGAACAUAAUUCUCUGCAAUACAGGAAGCCAUUAGAAUGUUUUGGAAAAUCCUUAAGUGGUUACCAGUGGGUUUCAGGCAUCACUGCCCGCUUCCUUCAACUAGAAGGAAGGAGUAUUCAAGAUGCAGCUCAGGAGGCGUUUUCUUCCCUCCAAGCUAAUAUGAAUUCAAAGGGAUUGGAAUUGAAAGAUAUUAUUUUGGUCCAUCUGUAUAUGAAGAACAUGAAAGAUUUUGCUGUUAUAAAUUCAGCUUAUGUGACACAGUUUGAUUUGUGUCCACCGGCAAGGGUAUGUGUAGAAGCCCCAUUGCUUGAUGGAGUACUCUUUUGUAUGGAUUGCCUUGCACAUAAGUGUGACGUUACGAUCAGUGAUGUACACCGUUAUCAAAAACAGAUCAUGCAUGUACAGAGCAUUUCUCACUGGGCACCUGCUAACAUAGGACCUUAUAGUCAGUCCAUCAAGGUUGGAGAAGUUCUAUACUGUGCUGGACAGAUUGCAUUAGUACCUUGUACCAUGCAGCUUGUAGGUGGUGGCAUACAAACUGAGGCUACAGUCUCCCUAAGCCAUGUUGAGAAAGUCCUUAAAGCUAUGAGCCACAACACUGAACUCCACCACAUCCUUAUGGCAAAUUGUUAUGUAACUGACAGCAAGUACAUUCGUGUUGCUCGCGCUGUAUGGCAAAAGAAAUUAAGCGAACUUAAAAAGGCAGAAGAUCCAGAGAUGUACAGUGAUCUAGCUGCAGUCUGUGGAAUGCUAACUGUGGUCGUGGUUCCCCACCUACCCAGAGAUGCAGUCAUUGAGUGGCAUGUCAUUGCAGUAGUGGAUGAUCCAUCAGAAAGGAAAACUUCUGUGAUGAAGAUGAUGUCAGAGGGCUGCCAAAUUGUAUGUGAAGCUGUGGAGUCCAGUUCUGCAUCUAGUGCAUCUAUCUCAAUAUGCCUAAACUUGAUUUCACCAUCUGUUUCGUCAGUCGAUUUAGAUAGGACUCUUCAUGAUAUGGUUGCUGUGUUUAGACAAGCUGUCGAGAAACUUUCAGAAGAUUGCACUGCAAUUCCCUUGUGUUUCAGAACUUUCUACAGGAAGGAUAGUUUUGAUGCUGAAACACUACAAGCAGGACUACAAGAUUACCUAAAAGACCAGUUGGGCGAGAAGACUCCAGCUCUGAUUCUGGUACCUGUAGUGGAUUUACCUGAAAAGGAAGUUAUUCAUAUAUCAUGCUGGCUGAGCUAGUCAUUCAUAAGUGAUCAGUUGAUAUCAAAGCAUGUAUUCCACCCAGAAGAGAGUGAAGAGAAUAGUUGAUCUUGAUUAUGUUGAAUAUUUUCAUUAAACAUCAAGGUGUACAUUGCUUGAUUUGAGCAAAGCCUGUCUUAAAAUGUUUAUAUUUCUAUGGACAGUGCCUGAUGACAAAUGACACAUUCCACAUUUGGAGGAAAAAUAAAGAUUUUGUU
This is a messenger RNA of Caretta caretta (loggerhead turtle), 2629 nucleotides long. It is a transcript of the gene DPH6, whose product is annotated as diphthamine biosynthesis 6. The record is from RefSeq and is a predicted model, not a curated record. Lineage: Eukaryota; Metazoa; Chordata; Testudines; Cheloniidae. Gene Ontology annotation, molecular function: diphthine-ammonia ligase activity. Gene Ontology annotation, biological process: protein histidyl modification to diphthamide.